AUGUCAACAACUAUCACCCCACCUGUGACUGUGCCUCAGUACCUUCCAGUCGAGUCACCAAGACAGACGGAGAGCCUCUCCAACAUCUCAGAUGACCGACUGAGGCCUUUGCCUCCAGUGAAGGAGUUUCAAUAUGGAAACUGUUCAGAUGAAGAAGUCAUCAGAGCUUUGAUUGUGACUGGGGGUGUCAUCAUCCGCAAGGCCGUUGAGCAGCACCACCUGGAUCAGAUUGAGAAGGAUACUCGCCCGGAACUCGGCGAUCCCCUCAGUUCCGAAAAGAACCACAUGAGCGAUACCUUCUCUGAGCAAUCCAAGCGGGUGUUAGGCUUGCCAGGCAAGUCCAAGACGUACAUGGAACAAGUCGUCCAGCACCCUUUGUUCAAGGCCAUCCGUGACGAGCUUCUUACCGCGCACUUCAAGCACUGGUUUGGAGAUAAGCUCCAUGAGAGUCACGGCAAGCCACAGUUGCACAACACCAUAAUAUUCUCUGUGAGACCAGGGGCUAAAACCCAAGGUCUACACCGUGACGACACCAUCUCCCACAACGUAUGCCAACGCAAAACCGCCGAUCAGUAUACCCAAGGCCAGGACACCGCCAUCGGAUUUUUCGUGGCGGGCAAGCCAGCCACAAAGGAGAAUGGUGCUACCCGCUUCAUCCCAGGCAGUCACCUGUGGGACCAUAUGACCCCUCCGGACGAGAGUCUCACCGUGCAGGCGGAGCUGGAAAGAGGCGAUGCUUUCAUACUUUUAGCUAGUGCCUACCACGGAGCGUCGGCCAAUAAGACCACGGACCAGGAACGCCUUCUGUACAGCUGCUUUUUCACCAAGUCUUUCCUACGACAGGAAGAGAAUCCAUUUCUUGCAACUGACUUCGAAACACUUAUGAGCAUGGGAUACGACGAGGAGAUGCUCUACGACAUUGGCUAUGGCAUCGGAGAACCCUAUUCUGGUUAUUGUGACUUUCUGCCGCCGAUCGAGUAUCUCAAGUUGAAGAAGCAGAGAGCUGCGCAAUAA
Messenger RNA from Fonsecaea nubica, 1014 nucleotides. RefSeq lists its product as hypothetical. The transcript has a single exon. Lineage: Eukaryota; Fungi; Ascomycota; Eurotiomycetes; Chaetothyriales; Herpotrichiellaceae. Bases 1 to 1014 code for a protein of 337 amino acids. The record is from RefSeq and is a predicted model, not a curated record.